Ceratotherium simum simum (southern white rhinoceros) is the source of this 2168-nucleotide messenger RNA. RefSeq names its product tripartite motif containing 38 (gene TRIM38). Lineage: Eukaryota; Metazoa; Chordata; Mammalia; Perissodactyla; Rhinocerotidae. The record is from RefSeq and is a predicted model, not a curated record. Gene Ontology annotation, molecular function: zinc ion binding; protein binding.
UCCGGAGGGACUAGCAGCGAAUAUGUGGCUGCCUGCUGUGUGGUGAAGGCAGCAGAAAAGGUCCUGGUCACGGUUUUCUCGGGGGAGGGAUAUGAGAGAAAAUGUCCUGUGGAGGCCAGUGGCAGCCAGUGCAUUGAACAGAAGCUUGGGUGAGGUGUAUUUCCAUCACUGUGGAAAAGUUCUGGUUGCUUCAUCUCUGCCUCUAGAUCCAGCGUCAGAGCUUUUCGGGAAAAGCCAUGGCCUCAUCCACGACCACUAAGAAGAUGAGGGAGGAAGCCACCUGCUCCAUCUGCCUGAACCUCAUGGUUGAGCCGGUGAGCAUCAGCUGUGGACACAGCUACUGCCACUCAUGCAUAGUGGGCUUCAUUAAGAACCUACAGCGCAUGGAACCGUGGCUGGAGACGUUCUCCUGUCCUCAGUGUCGGGCUCCAUUUCAAAUGGCAAGCCUCAGGCCCAACAAGCAGCUGGGAAGCCUCAUUGAAGCCAUGAAGGAGAUGGACCAUGAAAUGCCAUGUGAGGAACACGGAGAGAAGCUCCACCUGUUCUGUGAAGACGAGGGCCAGCUCAUUUGCUGGCGCUGUGAACGGACACCACAGCACAAAGGGCACACCACAGGUCUUGUUGAAGAUGUAUGCCAAGGCUACAAGGAAAAGCUUCAGGAAGCUGUCACAAAAUUGAGGCAACUGGAAGACGAAUGUAUGAAUCUGAAGGUGUUCACAACAAAGCAAAUAACUGAAUGGAAAGAGAAGAUAAACAUUCAGAGGCAAAAAAUCCAGUCUGAAUUUAAGAAUCUCCAGAGCUUCCUGCGUGAGGAGGAGAAGGCUUACUUAUGGAUGCUAGAGAAAGAAAAAGAGCAGACUCUGAGGAGACUGAGAGACAAUGAGGCCAAUCUGGAACAGAAGAGCCAUGAACUUGAGAGCCACAUCCUGGAACUAGAGGCGAAAUGUCAGGGCUCAGCCCAGAAAUUGCUGCAGGAUGUGAAAGACACUUUGAGCAGGAGUUGGGCUGUGAAGCUGGAAACACCAGAGGCCAUCUCUACGGAGGUUCAUACUGUGUGCAAUGUUUCUGAGCUUUACUUUGAUGUGAAGAAAAUGUUAAGGAGCUAUCAAGUCAGCGUGACUCUGGAUCCAGAUACAGCUCAUCAUGAACUAAUUCUGUCUGAGGAUCGGAGACAAGUGACUCGUGGAGGCCCCCAGGAGAAGCCUGACACUUCAAGGAGAUUUAGUGCCUUACCCUGUAUCCUGGGCUGUGAGGGCUUCACCUCAGGAAGACAUUACUUUGAAGUGGAUGUGGGAGAAGGAACUGGAUGGGAUUUAGGAGUUUGUGAGGAAAAUGUGCAGAGGGACAUUUGCAUGAUGCAGAUUUCUCAGUCUGGAUUCUGGGCCAUCAGGCUGUGCAAAAAGAAAGGCUAUGUGGCCCUUACCUCUCCCUCAACUUCCCUGCAUCUGAAAGAGCGGCCCCUGGUUGUGGGGGUUUUUCUUGACUAUGAGGCCGGAGUUGUAUCCUUUUACAACAUGACUACUGGCUCCCACAUCUUCACCUUCCCAAAGGCCUCCUUCUCUGAUACUCUCCGGCCCUAUUUCCAGGUUUAUCAAUAUUCUCCUUUGUUCCUGCCUCCCCCAAAUGAGUAAGGAAAGGAGCAAAGUCUCCUUCUUGGUUUAACUAACAUAGAGAAUAUAAUGUAAAUCCUGUGAGGGCAGAAAUUUGGUCUGUUUUCUUCAUUGUUAUUUCCCAGUACCUAAAACAGUGCUAGGCUUUUAGUGAAGACUUAAUAAAUCUGAAUUGAAUUAAUGGAUAUAAAGACUGUAAAAAUACCACAGAUGGUCGGCCUGAGCUGGAGGAAAGAUAAUAGCAAUGAUCAUACAUUUCCCUCUCCAUCCCUCUUCAAUGGGUUCAGAGCUUUGAUUUCCAAGAGUCCUUGGGUGACCAGCAGGGUGACCCAGAGGUCAGGAAGUCUGAGUUCUUCCAGUUUGAUGCCAUUUGAACUCAUGGGUGGAGAGUAAGGGAAAGCUGCAAUUGUCUCUGCCAACUGAAAAAAAGAGCAGGAAAAUCAAAAUAGCAGUGACUCUUCUAACCACUAUGUUGAUUAAUAAUCUGAGCUUCAACCCUGGAUGACAUAGUAAGUGCAGAUGGCAACCAGAUCUAGUGAGCUCUGCCUGGGCAGUAAC